AUGGCUCCGCAGGAUACCUUCUUCCGCUCGUCGGACAUGAGCCUGACCCAGCUCUACAUUGCCAACGAAAUCGGAAGAGAGGUUGUGAGUGCUCUGGGUGAGCUUGGUCAAGUGCAGUUCAGAGAUCUGAAUCCUGAUACCAAUGCCUUCCAACGCACGUUUACUAAAGAAAUCCGCCGUCUUGACAAUGUUGAGAGACAACUCCAUAGAGAAGGCGGCCAUUCCCAUGCGCCCCUCGACAGACUUCUCCGACACCCUGGCUGCCCCCUAGCCUCGGAAAUUGAUGAGCUGGCUGAACGCAGCGAAAGCCUUGAACAGCGCAUCGCUUCCUUGAAUGAUAGCUAUGAGACCCUGAAGAAGCGCGAAGUCGAGCUUUCUGAAUGGCGUUGGGUUUUGAGAGAGGCCGGUGGCUUCUUUGACCGGGCUCACACCCAAACCGAAGAUAUUCGCCAAUCCUUCGACAAUGAUGAGGCGCCUUUGCUUCGUGACAUUGAACAGCAUGCUCCUCGAGGUGCCAAUGGCGAUACUCAUGGCCAACAGAGCUUUUCCGAGAUGAACAUCGGCUUCGUCGCUGGUGUUAUCCCUCGCGAUCGGAUCGGCGCCUUUGAGCGCAUUCUUUGGCGAACCCUGCGUGGCAACCUUUACAUGAACCAGUCCGAAAUCCCGGAACCGAUCAUCGAUCCCAGCACAAACGAAGCGGUCUAUAAGAAUGUCUACGUCAUUUUCGCUCAUGGCUCCAGCAUUCUGGCAAAAAUUCGCAAAAUCGCCGAGUCGUUGGGUGCUUCCCUGUACGGUGUUGACGAGAACAGCGAGCUGAGAAGGGAUCAGAUCCACGAGGUUAACAGCCGACUGGGUGAUGUUGGAAGUGUUCUUCAGAAUACCAAAAAGACAUUGGAUGCCGAGCUUUCGCAGAUCGCACGGUCUCUUGUGGCUUGGAUGAUCAUCGUCAAGAAGGAGAAGGCUGUCUACGACACGUUGAAUAAAUUCUCCUAUGAUCAGGCGCGGAAGACUCUGAUUGCAGAAGCUUGGUGCCCAACCAACUCCCUCGCUCAGAUCAAGUCGACCUUGCAAGAUGUCAACGAUCGGGCCGGUCUGUCCGUCCCUACCAUCGUCAACCAGAUCCGCACCAACAAGACCCCGCCUACUUACGUUCGUACCAAUAAGUUCACGGAGGGAUUCCAAACGAUUGUGAAUGCUUAUGGUAUUCCGAAAUAUUCGGAGGUCAAUCCUGGUAUAUACACUGUUGUCACCUUCCCUUUCCUCUUCGCUGUCAUGUUUGGCGAUCUCGGUCACGGUUUCAUCAUGGCCUCUGCUGCCUCUGCUCUAAUCUUCUUUGAAAAGAAGUUGCUGCGCACCAAGCUUGAUGAGAUUUCAUACAUGGCGUUCUAUGGGCGAUACAUCAUGCUGCUGAUGGGUCUUUUCGCGAUGUAUACUGGUGUGCUCUAUAACGAUAUCUUUUCGAAGUCCAUGUCCUUCUUCAGCAGUUCAUGGGAGUGGCCAGAGGAUAUCAAGGCCGGACAAGCUGUGGAGGCUACCCUCAAGGGCGAUUACCGGUUCCCUAUUGGCCUGGAUUGGAACUGGCACGAGGCCGAAAACUCGUUACUCUUCACCAACAGCAUGAAGAUGAAGAUGAGUAUUUUGCUUGGCUGGAGUCACAUGACCUUUGCCCUCUGCUUCCAGCUUGUCAAUGCUCGUCAUUUCAAGUCCAAGGUUGACAUUUGGGGCAACUUUGUUCCUGGUAUGCUGUUCUUCCAGUCCAUCUUCGGUUACCUUGUCGUCACUAUUCUCUACAAGUGGUCGAUAAACUGGCAGGAGAGUGACGCAGCUCCCCCAAGUCUGCUCAAUAUGCUUAUUUUCAUGUUCCUGAAACCCGGUUAUGUUGAACAACCGCUUUACCGUGGCCAGGGCACGGUGCAAACACUCCUCCUUCUCAUUGCCGUGGUUCAAGUGCCCAUUAUGCUUUUCCUCAAGCCCUUCUGGCUCCGUCAUGAACACAAUCGUGCCCGUGCUCUGGGAUACCGGGGCCUCGGCGAACAGUCUCGCGUCAGUGCACUUGAAGAUGAUGGUGACGUGGACGGCGGCUUUGGUGCAGCCCGGGACAGCAUGGCCAGCGAUGGUGAAGGCGUUGCUAUGAUUUCUCAGGACAUUCACGAAGGAGAAGAGCACGAGGAGUUUGAAUUCGGCGAUGUCAUGAUCCACCAAGUCAUCCACACCAUCGAAUUCUGCCUCAACUGUAUCUCUCACACUGCCUCUUACCUUCGUCUCUGGGCUCUCUCCCUCGCUCACCAACAGCUUUCAAUCGUUCUGUGGACUAUGACACUCGGAUCGGCCCUCGGCCAGGGCGAGGGGUUCCUGCGGGUAAUCAUGAUUGUCAUCUGUUUCUUCAUGUGGUUCGUCCUGUCAUGUAGUGUGCUCGUGGGUAUGGAGGGCGUGUCUGCAAUGUUGCACUCGCUGCGUUUGCACUGGGUCGAGGCCAUGAGCAAGCAUUUCAUGGGCGAGGGUAUCCCAUUCUUGCCGUUCAGCUUCAAGACCUUGUUGGAAGAAGACCCAGUCGACUAA
Molecule: messenger RNA, 2559 nt
Organism: Penicillium longicatenatum
Lineage: Eukaryota; Fungi; Ascomycota; Eurotiomycetes; Eurotiales; Aspergillaceae
Product: H(+)-transporting V0 sector ATPase subunit a
Exons: 5
Coding region: 1-2559 (852 amino acids)
Biological process (GO): vacuolar acidification; proton transmembrane transport
Cellular component (GO): vacuolar proton-transporting V-type ATPase, V0 domain; vacuolar proton-transporting V-type ATPase complex; fungal-type vacuole membrane
Molecular function (GO): proton-transporting ATPase activity, rotational mechanism; ATPase binding
Source: RefSeq, a predicted model, not a curated record